ACCCCCCCAUCAAUAAAAAAAAACCUCCCCAGAACCCUAACCCUAAACAAGCAUAAUGUCCUCAAACGACGGCUCCGCCGCCUCCUCCGCCGCCGGCGCCGCUAUCUCCGCCCUCCUUACCUCGACACCAACUCCUUCCUCUCCCAGAACCUCGACGACUUCCUCCUCCACUCCGACUCCGGCUCCGACUCCGACGCCGACGACCAGAUCUCCGGCGAUCUCGAGUCGAAGCACCGCAGGCUCGUCGCGAAGGAGGAGUCGAAGCUCGAGAAGGAGAUCAUCAAGAUCAUCAAUUCAGGCGGCGGGGUUGAAACCCUAAAGCCGAACUCGGGUCAGUCGGUCUCGAUCGGGGACCACAAUAUUUGCGUCGGGGUCCACGAUGAGAAGGGGUCGGAGUACAGGGUUUGGGAGUGGCACGGGCAUAUUAUGCUCUUUGAUGAGGAGGAUGGGUACUCGGCGGAGUAUAUUUAUGGGAAUUAUUUUGAGAGGGUUGUUGAGAAGAAGGAGAAGAAGGGGAGGGACGAGGAGGAGGAGGAGGAGGAUGGGAGUAAGGUGAAGGGGGAGGGGAAUUCUGGGCUGAGGGAUUUGAUCGGGAGCGAGACGGAGAAGGGGGCGAGGGUCGUUCAUCGGAAUUCGCUGAAUGCUGGGUUGUCCGCGGCAAAAUGAAUUGGGUAAAGGUUACGAAUUUUCAUGUGGAUGAAAAAGCUAUUAUGCUCUGAUAAGUGUUGCUUUUGAAGGGGAACAUAACGUCAAGCUUGUCAUAUGUCUGGUUCUGGUUUUGUUAUGCAUGCUUUUGAUAUGUAAACUUGAUUGCAUGUUAACUUUGGGAAGGUUUUGAAUUUAGUCUGUGAUUUUGUUGGCUGCUAUACGUGUUGUUUGUGGGCACGUUGCUCUUCAUAUACAUUCUUAUAUUAGCGUCA
Asparagus officinalis (garden asparagus) is the source of this 920-nucleotide messenger RNA. RefSeq lists its product as uncharacterized. The record is from RefSeq and is a predicted model, not a curated record. Lineage: Eukaryota; Viridiplantae; Streptophyta; Magnoliopsida; Asparagales; Asparagaceae. The annotation marks the transcript as partial. The transcript has a single exon.